Messenger RNA from Mobula hypostoma (lesser devil ray), 3785 nucleotides. It is a transcript of the gene ugcg, whose product is annotated as UDP-glucose ceramide glucosyltransferase. The transcript has 9 exons. The record is from RefSeq and is a predicted model, not a curated record. Gene Ontology annotation, cellular component: membrane. Gene Ontology annotation, molecular function: ceramide glucosyltransferase activity. Gene Ontology annotation, biological process: glucosylceramide biosynthetic process. NCBI's taxonomy places the organism in Eukaryota, Metazoa, Chordata, Chondrichthyes, Myliobatiformes, Myliobatidae. The coding region runs from base 123 to 1307 and encodes 394 amino acids.
CGGUGAGCGAGAGCCGAGUCAGAGGGAGCGUAGAGACUGGAGUUGAGUGGUAGCGCACGGAGCGCGUCGGAUCACGUCCCAGGGGAUUCUUGGCGAGAGGGUGAGAGUGAGAAGCGGAUACAAUGGCGGUGCUGGACCUGGCUCUUCAGGGCCUCUCCAUUUUCGGACUGAUCCUCUUCAUUAUCCUGUGGCUUAUGCACUUCAUGUCCAUCAUCUACGGCCGCCUUCAUCUAAAUAAGAAGACAACGGACAAACAGCCUUACAGCAAGCUUCCUGGUGUGUCCUUGCUUAAACCCUUGAAAGGAGUGGACCCAAAUCUCAUAAGCAACCUGGAAACCUUUUUUGAACUUGAUUAUCCUAAAUUUGAAAUACUCCUUUGCAUACAAGACCAUGAAGAUCCUGCAAUUGAUGUGUGUAAAAAGCUGCUGGGCAAAUAUCCAAAUGUAGAUGCCAAAUUGUUUAUCGGUGGCAAAAAGGUUGGCAUUAAUCCCAAAAUAAAUAACUUGAUGCCAGGUUAUGAGGCAGCCAAAUAUGAACUCGUUUGGAUUUGCGACAGUGGAAUUCGAGUGAAGCCAGAUACACUGACAGACAUGACCAAUAUGAUGACUGAGAAAGUGGGCCUCGUCCAUGGAUUACCAUAUGUUGCGGAUCGACAGGGUUUUGCUGCCACUCUAGAACAGGUGUAUUUUGGCACAUCACACCCAAGAACAUAUCUAUCAGCGAAUGUAACUGGCUUCAAAUGUGUAACAGGAAUGUCUUGUUUAAUGAGAAAAGAUGUAUUGGAUCAAGCUGGAGGACUUGUUGCUUUUGCUCAGUAUAUUGCUGAGGAUUAUUUUAUGUCCAAGGCAAUAGCAGACAGGGGGUGGAAAUUUGCUAUGGCAAGUCAAGUAGCAAUGCAGAAUUCUGGCAGCUAUUCUAUUUCUCUCUUCCAGUCAAGAAUGAUCAGGUGGUCAAAGUUGCGUAUUAACAUGCUGCCUGCUACAAUUAUUUGCGAACCGAUCUCUGAGUGCUUUGUUGCAAGUUUGAUCAUUGGAUGGGCAGCUCACCAUGUUUUCAAAUGGGACAUCAUGGUAUUUUUUAUGUGUCACUGCUUGGCAUGGUUCAUAUCUGAUUACAUCCAGCUCAGAGGAAUUCAGGGCGGACCUUUGUGUUUCUCAAAACUUGAUUAUGCAGUUGCCUGGUUUAUUAGAGAAUCCAUGACAAUAUAUAUAUUUCUGUCUGCCCUCUGGGACCCCACCAUAAGCUGGCGGACAGGUCGUUAUAAACUGCGCUGUGGUGGCACAGCUGAAGAAAUUAUCGAUGUAUGAACACCACGUCCAAACUGUAUAAAUGAAGAAAAGUAUUAUGAUUGUACAAAGACUUUUAAAUAGUUCCACCUUCACUAGUUUUUACAUGUGUCCUAGUAUUCUAUGUUAAUUUAUUUGCUUGGUACUUGCAGCUGAAAGUAAAACAAACAAUUGCAAGAACUUUAAGGCCAAAAAUGCAUGUUUGUCUAUUGUCCGUGCAAAAUAAUGGGUUAGAAAAUUUUUCAAACAUGAUUAAACUUUUUUAACCAAAAAAAUGCAUGCAGUACUCUUUCUCCAAAUGUUAUUGGUCAUCAAGCAAAGCUUCAUGUAGGAAAAAAAAAUCCCUGUGGUUAAAUGCUCCUUUGAUAUAAACUGCAUAGCUAUCUAAUGAAAGAUUAUAGAAAAAUAAAAUUCCAUUGGGGUGAGUGACAAACAGGCAUUUUUUUGGCCUUGUAUAGCAAAGACCAAAAUUGGGUAUAAGUUUGAUAAUUUUAUCUGCAAUCUUCAGGAACAACUUUAGUGGUAAUCACUGCAUGUGCAUUAGCUUUUAGUUUUCGCCUAUUCAGCAGCUAAGUAGCCUUUUUCAAAAAAUCAAAGCAACUGAGUUGCAUAAUAUUUCUCCAGUAAGUGAAUGAUAUAUUUCAAGACAAAAUGGGAUUGGAUAUCUUCAAUUUACAACUUCACCCUUGAAAUAACAUUGUGAAAUUCAAUAAUUUGUAAAUAUUAAGGUGUCCUUUUUACAUUACCGAAUAAUGUUUAAUAGGUGGGAGGGCUUGUAAGGGUUAUAAUUAAGACUGCAGCACCUAAUUCAUAAGUUGUCAAACCGGAUCUACUAAUGUUUUCAUUAUUGUCAUCUCAAUCUAGACUACAUUAAUGAAGACUCAUUUAGGAUUUGUGGCAUAUUAAUGAUUCUUUCGUAAAAACAUACUGGUACAUGCUGUUGAAUUUCUUCCCAAGACUACAUGUUAUUUGUAUUCAAAAGUAUCAAAUCUGUUGAGCUCAUUGUUAUAACCAAUUGUAAUGGUGAACUAGAUUUGUUUAGAAGCUUAAUUAGGUUGGGCAUAUGUGGAGUGGUGGGGGUUGAAAAUGCUGAUGUAUACUUGGAUAAAUAGGGGUGAGUCUGAGGAAUAUGUAUGCUCUGAACCUUGGAGGAGAGAUGGGUGGGUUAGACAUUUAGAAAUGACGAUGUGUAUGUCAUAAAUACAACUUCAAAUUGUUUGCAUUCAGAGCAAUACCUAGAAUCUAGAAUUUUUUUUUAAUAGUUGGUUUACUCAUAAUUCACUGCUGGACAGUUAAACUCAUUGUGUGAGCAAUAAUGAUUUUUUUUCAAGCAGCAUUAUAGUGAAUGGUGCACUUUAAGCUUGGACAAUCUGGUUCCACUAGGGCCAGACAAAUUUUACCUUGUAUUGUUACCACUGAUGCCUCCCUUGCCUCAUUUUUAUUCUGACCAUUACCCUUAUGAUGUCAUUUUAAUGGUUUGAAGGGUCACUCACUAUAUCAUUGCACAUCUCAAGUAUAACGUUUUGUAUAUAUGAUCCCAUCCCACCCAUCCAUUGGCAUGAAUCAGGGAAAUCCUGAGGAUGUUCUGUUAUCUAAACUGUCUAGUUGUGAUCCACCAGUUCUAUGAUUUGAAGUCAUUUGAGCUUUACUGUUUACUAUUGACUGUUUAUUGUGUGGAAUUUUUUCUGGGAGCUUAAUUUUUGUUAGCCUGGCCAGUGCUGAAACGAGAAUUUUACUUGCAACCCUAAUGCUAGUUUUUUCCAUGACAUUUCAGCUGUGAAUUUCAAAACGAAUUACAGUGGAAGUGGUAGAAAUUGAAAUACUUCUGCAACUAAAAAGCACUGCAUGGCACCUCUGAAACUGGCUUAACUAAAACUGAAAUGUCUCUGAUGCACAAUCUUAUGAUUUUCUUUUUUUUUAUUGAGCUGUUUGUACAUUUUUAAGCCAUUGCAAGAACAAAGCAUAUGAGGAGAGAUGUCAACACCAACUGUGGUUUAUUUCAACUUUGUAAAUUUACACUAGUAUAUCGUGAGUUGUUGACACAAUCCUGUGCUAAAAGGGUCCCAGUAAUUGUGCCUCUAUGGGCUUAUUGGGUGUUAUUAUAUGAGCUUUGUAUGACCCCUGGAAUAUUAUGUGGUGACUAUAGUCAUGUAGAAUGUAUCAGCUUUGUCCCUGUUGGUUUAAAUCUAAGAUUGCUAUUGUGUGACACUGACAUUGCCAUGUAUAUAAGCAGACACAAAAUAAAUGUGCUUUAUUUAAUUGUCAGCUUUGUAUUGUGUUCCAGACUCUGCCAUUAAGCGCUUAAACAGUGAAAAAAAAUUGCUUCCGAAGACUAUAUAUUCUGAGAUAUGAAUUGUACAUUCAACUUUUUACUGAAUAAAAUGGAUUUGAAUGUAGUUGUAAUGUGAAUAGUUUUUGUAUGAAUUGUCACUACUUUAUGAAGUGGUAUGAGAUUAUAAUGUAUAGUGUUUGUUUUAACUGUUAUUAAAAAAAAUCAAA